AUGCUGACAAAGUUCUACCAGCACAUCCUUGCCUUGGGGUUCGCCAUCAAGGAGAUUAAUGAAAACCCUAAAAUCCUGCCCAACGUGACUCUGGGGUCACACAUCUAUGACAGCUACUAUGACGUGAGGAUGACCUACCGUACAACGCUGGACCUUCUGUUCAAAUCACAGAGAUUUGUCCCCAAUUACAAAUGUGACACCCAGAAAAACCUUCUAGCCAUCAUUGGAGGACUGGACUCUGAUACUUCCUUCCAUAUAGCAGACAUCUUAAGCCUUUACAAAAUUCCACAGCUCACUUAUGGGUCAUUUGCCCCUGAGGAUAUGGAUGCACAAAAGUUUCCUUCCUUUUACCGCCUGGUUCCAAACGAAGAACGUCAGUAUACGGGGAUUGUCCGGCUGCUUCUCCACUUCAGAUGGACAUGGGUUGGGCUUCUUGCUGUGGAUGAUGAGAGUGACAUGGAUGAUUGCAUCAAAUGCCCAGAAGAUCACUAUCCAAGCAAACACCGAGAUGGAUGUAUCGCAAAAGUUAUAACCUUCCUUUCUUUUGAAGAACCUUUGGGGAUCAGUUUGACUUCUGUGGCUGUUUCUUUUUCCCUGAUCACAGUUGUAGUGCUAGGAGUUUUCAUUAAAUACAGAAAUACCCCCAUCAUCAAAGCCAACAACCGGGAAAUCUCCUAUGUUCUCCUUCUCUCCCUUCUGCUCUGCUUCCUUAGUUCUUUGCUAUUCCUUGGGCAGCCAAGGAAGGUGACCUGCUUCCUUCGCCAUUCUGCUUUUGGCAUCAUCUUCUCUUUGGCUGUUUCUUGUGUGUUGGCCAAAACCAUCACUGUGGUUGUAGCUUUCAUGGCCAUCAAACCAGGGUCCAGUGUGAGGAUGUAUGUGGGGAAAAGACUGGCCAAUGCUAUUGUCUUUUCAUGCACUUUUCUUCAAGUAGGAAUUUGUAUGUUAUGGCUUGGAACUUCUCCUCCUUUCCCAGAUUUUGACAUGCUCUUUUUGACUGAAGAGAUUGUAGCAGAAUGUAAUGAAGGGUCUGUCACCAUGUUUUACAUUGUCCUGGGCUACAUGGGACUUCUGUCCACUGUAAGCUUAACUGUUGCUUUCUUUGCCAGGAAGUUGCCAGACAGUUUCAAUGAAGCCAAGUUCAUCACCUUCAGCAUGCUGAUGUUUUGCAGUGUUUGGAUGUCUUUCUUUUCAACCUACCUGAGCACCAAAGGGAAAUACAUGGUAGCUGUGGAGAUCUUCUCUAUCUUGACCUCCAGUGCUGGGUUAUUGGUUUGUAUCUUUUCUCCGAAAUGCUACAUUAUUCUACUGAGGCCUGCACUGAACACCAAAGAGGGGAUAAUCAGGAGAAAGAAUUAA
This is a messenger RNA of Eublepharis macularius, 1356 nucleotides long. RefSeq names its product vomeronasal type-2 receptor 26-like. The record is from RefSeq and is a predicted model, not a curated record. Gene Ontology annotation, biological process: G protein-coupled receptor signaling pathway. Bases 1 to 1356 code for a protein of 451 amino acids. Gene Ontology annotation, cellular component: membrane. Gene Ontology annotation, molecular function: G protein-coupled receptor activity. The transcript has 3 exons. Lineage: Eukaryota; Metazoa; Chordata; Lepidosauria; Squamata; Eublepharidae.